This is a messenger RNA of Sinocyclocheilus rhinocerous, 830 nucleotides long. It is a transcript of the gene sumf1, whose product is annotated as sulfatase modifying factor 1. Gene Ontology annotation, cellular component: endoplasmic reticulum. Gene Ontology annotation, molecular function: formylglycine-generating oxidase activity. Lineage: Eukaryota; Metazoa; Chordata; Actinopteri; Cypriniformes; Cyprinidae. The record is from RefSeq and is a predicted model, not a curated record. The transcript has 7 exons. The coding region runs from base 1 to 642 and encodes 213 amino acids. Gene Ontology annotation, biological process: protein oxidation.
AUGGCAACCACUCCACCACCUGCAGAGGUUAGAGGUCAUGACAAGGUGGCUGCUGCUCCUUGGUGGUCACCAGUGAAAGGUGCAGACUGGAGACACCCAGAAGGACCAGAUUCAACCAUAGAGCACAGGAUGAAUCACCCUGUGCUGCAUGUAUCCUGGAGUGAUGCACAGGCGUACUGUCACUGGGCCAAACGCAGACUUCCUACUGAAGCUGAGUGGGAGUUGGCCUGUAGAGGAGGAUUGCAGGAUAGGCUGUACCCAUGGGGAAAUAAACUAAUGCCCAGAGGGCAGCACUAUGCUAACCUGUGGCAAGGAGAUUUCCCUAACCACAACACAGCAGAGGACGGCUAUGCUAACACAUCACCGGUGAUGUCAUUUCCUGUAAAUGGCUUUGGGCUGUAUGACAUGGUGGGAAACGCAUGGGAGUGGACAGCAGACUGGUGGAACGUGCAUCACACUACAGAAGACAAAUACAACCCUAAAGGACCAGAAACAGGGACAGACAGAGUUAAGAAAGGAGGAUCCUACAUGUGCCACAAGUCUUACUGCUACAGAUACAGGUGUGCAGCCCGUAGUCAAAAUACUCCGGACAGUUCUGCCUCUAAUCUGGGCUUCCGCUGCGCCGCUGACGCCGAUUCAUAACCUCAAACAUCAGGUCUAUCACUGUCAUACACUUGAAAUCUAGAAGGAUUUUGUAUUUUAUGAAAAUAAAGCCAUUUGUAAGAGUUUGUUGUUCUUUUAUUUUUUUGUUGUAUAAUUACAGAAUGUGAUUCUAUCCUGAAUUAUUGGAAAAUUGUUCCAAAUCAAAUUUAAAAAUGUGAAAAAAAUAU